Messenger RNA from Plasmodium knowlesi strain H, 3894 nucleotides. Its product is annotated as inositol 5-phosphatase, putative. The coding region runs from base 1 to 3894 and encodes 1297 amino acids. The record is from RefSeq and is a predicted model, not a curated record. Lineage: Eukaryota; Apicomplexa; Aconoidasida; Haemosporida; Plasmodiidae. The transcript has a single exon. Gene Ontology annotation, cellular component: intracellular membrane-bounded organelle. Gene Ontology annotation, biological process: phosphatidylinositol dephosphorylation. Gene Ontology annotation, molecular function: phosphatidylinositol-3,5-bisphosphate 5-phosphatase activity.
AUGCAGACGGGGAGUUUGGCGGCGUUGAGGAAGGUGAAGGUGUACGGGAGCCGGGAUUCCCUGUUCAUCGUUGGGGUGAACAAGAAGGAGGAGGCGUACGAAAUAACGGAGGUGGCCCGGAGUAGGGAGGUCGAGGUGAAACGGAAUUUCCAGGUGCACACAAAGACCUCCUAUCGGAACUUCGUGUGGAAAAAUGGUCUAGAGUAUGUAUGCAAGUGUGAAGGUGUUAUGGGAUGCAUUCGAUUUUUAAGCUACCCCUAUUUGUAUGUGAUCACGAAGAAGGAGAAAGUAGCUAUCCUAUUCAAUGAGCACAAGGUGUACCUCGUUAAGUCGGUCCUUCUGAUCCCCUUCAGAGACGAUGUGUUUGAAAAUUUCAAUGAUGAAAAUGAGUUGGUACAAGUAUUCUACAACAGUGUUAAUCACAAGAAUAUUUAUUUUUCUUACACAUACAAUUUGCCUUUCUCUGUACAAGAGAAUUAUUACUUACAGAAGGAGUUCCUUAAGGGGGGCAAUAUACACUGUAGGAACUACAAAAAUGAGUACCUGUGGAAUCGUUACCACAGCAAGUCAUUCAUUCGGCAGAACGUAUUUAUAUGUGUGCCAACUAUUAGUGGAUUCUUUGUUCAGUCAAAAUUCUGUUGCGAAGGGAAAGUGAUAGAUGUAACUUUCAUCGGUAGGAGGUGUAACAAGUACGCUGGGACUAGGUACCGUAAGAGAGGUAUCAAUGCUAAGGGGUACUCAGCAAACCAGGUGGAAACAGAACUUAUUUUGUUUCAAAGAGAUUACGAAACAUCUAUCCUCUCUUAUGUACAGUUGAGAGGAUCCGUUCCUGUGUUUUGGAGUCAAGGUGUUAACUACCAUUUGUUGAAGAGACCAAAAAUAAAGUGCAUUAAAAACGAUAUUCUUUUUACCUGCACAAAAAGACAUUUGAGUUAUCUCCUCUCUAGAUAUGGAUAUCCCAUUAUCGUUAUUAACUUGCUGAGCAAAAGUAAACACAGCGAUGAAAAUAACUUGUCCAGUGAAUACGAAGCUUGUAUUUCUGUGAUCAACAGGGACAUGCCUCCUGAUAUUAGAAUCAUCUACAAGCACUUGGACUUGAGGAAGGCCUACAAAAUAGGCACCAAGUACACUCUCCAAAGGUUGAAAGUAAUGUUCAAUUUUUCGCAACGCAAUGUCGGCUACUUCUACCUUCGAAAUGGAGAGGUGAUAGUCAUACAGAGAGGUAUCCUCCGCUUCAAUUGUGUCGACUGUCUUGAUAGAACGAACGCGGCUCAAUUAUUUCUGAAGAUGUAUAUGUUGGUACAUUUUUUGGAGCUAAUUAGCCGUGUGAAAAAGAAGGCUCUAUGUCUUAAUCACGUGGGAUAUCUAUCUCAGAUGUAUGAAGAACUGGGCGAUGCCAUAGCUAAGCAGUAUGCCGGUUCUACUGCACACAAGAAGUACACGCCUGGACAAAGCAACAACUUUUUUGUUCAAUCCAAGGAGCUAUUGACCUCCAUUAAGCGAUACUAUAUUAGCUCGUUCAAUGAUUUGGAGAAACAAAAGUCUAUUAAUCUGUUUUUGGGCGUGGCAGAUGACAAGUUGCAGGAUAUUCGCCAUGCACACGACCUCGACACGUAUGUACACGGGCGCACUUUCUUUCGACCCCCGUUUUCGGGGCGCGCAUCCCCCUUCUGGUGGGUCCUCCCCCUCGAGCGCUUCUGCGGGAAGGUGGAGUCCUUGCUGGGGGGACAUGCGACGGAUAAGCAAACUGCUAUACGGACCAUUAACGGGACCAUGAACGGGACCAUGAACGGGACCAUGAACGGGACCAUUAACGGGACCAUGAACGGGACCAUUAACGGAAUCAUUAACGGAAUCAUUAAGCGGAAUGCUAAUCGAACGACGAAUCUACGUGACAAACGAACUACGACGCGGCGUCCACAGAGAGGGAAAGACAAAGUCGUUCCGAACAUGUUGCGCAACCUCAAGUUCUACCGUUGUUUCAGCAACACGAACGUUUUCAAAAAUUUGUACAACGCGAAUGAUUGGGAGGGGCGCUUCGCACAGGUGGUGGAGCUAGCCGUCAGAGGAGCUACAGACUUGGGAAAAAGUGGAGAAAACACCUGCGAGUCCUCCACUGCGGCGGCUCUGAUGCUGAAGAGUUCCGGAGGAGCGAGCUGCCAUGACAAGCUUUUCAAAAAUGCGGUAGCAGACGUGCUGUCCCCAUUCGAGCGGUUCCUGAACCUAAUAUCACACAUCUACAAAUUCUACGACGCAUACAAACACAACUUUUAUUUCUACUUCAAGAACAAAAACAUCUUUAGGUUCCGCAUUUGGCGAAUUAUUGCAACAUAUAAUUACCUUAAUUAUGUUAAAAUUUUUUUCGACUUUUUUUUUCUUCUGUACUACUGCUUCUGCAAGAGGUACAGCGUACGCAUGGUGUACAUGAGUCAUGUGAAUGCGUUGUGCGCGGCAUUGGGGGGGGGCAACCACACCAAUGAUAGGGGCAACCAUACCGUGUAUAGAGGCGCGCCCCCCCUGGUUAACCCCUACACAUUCGAGAAGGACGUGCGCCAGAUCAUCCACCAGUAUGGUAGUUACAAAAAGGUGUCCUUCUCCUUGGAACCCUACCUGAAUUACUCCACCGUGAACAACGCUCCCUAUCAGUAUAUGCUAAUGAGUGGGCGCUCCCUUGUUGGAAGAAGAGGGAUAAUUAGAAAUCGUACUUCUUUAAAGGCAAAACACUCAUGUAAGAAUGGCGUAGUGACGAACAUUUUUAAACGUUCCUAUAUUACCCAUUUGAAUGACUCUGCCGUUGUAUACGACCAGAGGAAGACAUGCUGCAAGCCCAUCUUCAAGAAAAAGCUAAUUGAGCAAAUGAAGAACAGAGUGGUCAAAGACAAGGGCGCCUGUGCUUAUUACACGAGAGCGUAUGAGAGGUCGAAAAGGAGGUGCCGGGAGGGACCGACAAAGGGGAGCAAGCAGAUGGAGCAGACCGAACAGAUGGAACAGUUGGAAGAGCAGAUGAGCAAAGCGCCUCGGGGGUACUGCUCUAUACAUUUCAAUGCUAAUAUGGUUAAAUUUUUUUUUUUUAUAUACAGUAGCUACCAUGGGGGGGGUGCCAUGCAGGAGAACGAAGACAGGUCCGACUCCAUGUCCGUCGUGAGGAGGGUAGUUGUGGAAGCGUUGCGUGUGGCGAUGGGGUUGUCUACACCGACCGGGUUGACACCGACCGGGCUGACAUCGACCGGGCCGACAUCGACUGGGUCGACAAGAACUGGGCCCCCGCACAACAUGCAGCUAUUGCUCAGGAAAGCGACGGAAGCGCGCACCCUCCAAGAGUUUCUCUCCGACCUGUACAUGCACUACGUUUACAGAAGUGGCCAGUAUAAAGAACUCAAAGCGCAGAACAUCCAAAGUCCCAGCGCGCCAAGUUGCAGUGACGAAAAGAGCAAGGUGAAGAAAUCGGAACAGAGGUUCCUCCUAGAUGAGUACGACACAUGUGAAUACAAUUUAAAAAAAAAAAAAAAAAAAAUUUGGCAAGUUGAUCAGAAAAUAAAAAACGAAGUGAGAAAACACCAUGUUCAUCUUUCCAGGGAGUACCUCUCCUUGAAGCAUUUUACAAAAACCUAUUUCAAGGAAAUGAUAGAUUUGCGCAGACGAGACAUGCAAGUAAAUAAAUUUUUUCAUCACCAAAUUGAUUUAGGGAAUUCCCAAAUGGCGAAUCAGAGUUACCACUGCUUGGUGGAAAGAUCUUUGAAGUUGAAAAAGUUCGACGCGAAGAAAAACCCAUUCACUACAUGGACCUCACGACAAACGGUGCCUAACUUCAACGUGUUGCGCCAUAGACUGGAGGGCCAGGUUGACUACGUGCAGUACUGCAACCCAAUGUCGCGUGAAAUUUUCCUCCCUUAG